AUGGCCACAUCCAAUUCUUCUGCUCUGCCCACCCUCUUCUGGGUCUGUGGCUCUGGAGACAGUGUGCUGAGUAUUGAGGGUGUUGCAAUGCCCACUCAGAUCCUUGUUCUGAGGAUCGUGGUCACACUGGCCUACGGACUUGUAGGUAUCAUUGGCUUGCUGGGAAAUUUGGCUGUGCUGUCUGUCUGUUACCCUACACUGUGGGUACUAGGUAAUUGUGCUCAGCAUGCGCCUGGACCACCUUCUGAUACCUUUGUCUUCAGCCUGGCUCUGGCAGACCUGGAGCUGGCCCUCACUCUCCCUUUCUGGGCAACUGAGUCAGCACUGGACUCUCACUGGCCUUUCGGAAGUGCCCUCUGCAAGGUAGUCCUGACGACCCCUCUCCUCAGCAUCCACACCAGCACCUUCCUAAUCACAGCGUUGAGCGUUAGCAGAUACUGGGUGCUGGCCGUGGUUGUGAGACCGGGCAGGCACAUGCCUGUCUUCUGGGCAUGUGUGGUCACCCUGGCAGUGUGGGUGGCGGCUGCCCUGGUGACUGUGCCCACAGCAAUCUUUGGGGCUGAGGGUGGGUUGUGGGGUGUGCACCUCUGCCUUCUGUGUUUCCCCAGCAGAUACUGGCUGGGGGCAUACCAGCUACAGAGGGUGGUUCUGGCCUUCAUGUCCUUGGCCACCAUCACCACCAGCAGCUACUUGCUGCUGCUGGCUUUUCUACAGAGUCCGCAGUGAUGCAGGCCUCCACAGUGGCAGGACAGCCGAGGGGUAGCCCGCUCUGUUCCAGUCCUGGUGGCUUCCUUUAUCCUCUGCUGGUUUCCCAACCAUCCCAUCACCCUCUGGGGCAUUCUGGUGUUUUACCUGGCGCCCUGGGACAGCACUUUCUACACCAUCCAUACUUGGUUUUUCCUGUCAAUCACCUGCUUGGCACACAGCUACAGCUGCCUCAACCCUGUGCCCUACGGUCACCUCCGGUGCCAGCCUCAGCAAGUUCUGAGCAGUGCCUUCAGGGACCCUUGGUCAAGACUUUGGCCCCAAUGCAAGGCCUGUGUGGAACAAGUGGCCCUGAAGAAAGUAACUGGGAGAUGGGUAGCUAGCACUCAGUAGAGUGGACUCUCUACGACAAGCACAAACACAAAGGGACACCUGGAUGAAGGAUACAACCUGGAUGUUCCCUUUUCUGAGCUCUACCGGGGUCAGAACCCACAGAUUCUGGGGAGAAGCUGCACUCUCUGCUAGUCUGUAGGGUCCCCAGGGAAAGUCUGA
This is a messenger RNA of Arvicola amphibius (Eurasian water vole), 1257 nucleotides long. It is a transcript of the gene Rxfp4, whose product is annotated as relaxin family peptide/INSL5 receptor 4. Gene Ontology annotation, cellular component: membrane. Lineage: Eukaryota; Metazoa; Chordata; Mammalia; Rodentia; Cricetidae. The record is from RefSeq and is a predicted model, not a curated record. Gene Ontology annotation, biological process: G protein-coupled receptor signaling pathway; immune response. Gene Ontology annotation, molecular function: G protein-coupled receptor activity.